AAAAAAAUGAAAAUUUCCGUCGUUGAUGCAAGAACCGGCAAGAAGCAAUUGGCCGAGUUGGAUUUGCAAGCACCAAGCUUGACUGAUUUGAAGAAGGCCUAUCAUCAACAAAAGAGAGUUGAUCCAAGUAGACAAGCUUUUUACUAUGUGGAUGCUACUACUGGUCAAAGAGGAAAGAUGAUCGUUGCUGCUGAAAAUAAUGGACCUGUUGCUGAUUUGAAGGACGGAUCUGUUGUCAUGUUCAAGGAUUUGGGUCCUCAAAUUGCUUGGAGAACCGUCUUUUUGACUGAAUAUUUUGGUCCAAUCUUGACUUUCCCACUUGCCUACUUUUUGGCUCCUUACAUUCACGGAGAACCUGUUCAAUUGAACAAUACUCAAAUGAUCGCCACUGUUCUCUUCAUGGCUCACUUUAUCAAGAGAGAAUUUGAAACUCUCUUUGUUCACGUUUUCGGUACUGAUACCAUGCCAAUUUUCAACAUUUUCAAGAAUAGUAUUUAUUAUUGGGGUUAUGCUUAUCUUGUUGCUCACUUUACUAUCCAUCCAAAGUAUCAAUCACCAUCUGAUCUCCAAGUUUACAUUGGUGCUGCUGGUGUUGUUUUGUCCAUGCUUGGUAACUUUGUUUGUCACAUUAUCUUGAAGAAUUUGAGAAAGCCAGGUGAAAAGGGUAGAAAGAUCCCAAGAGGAUUCCUCUUUGAAUACGUCACUUGUCCAAAUUAUACUUUUGAAAUUUUGGAAUGGAUUUUCUUCUCAAUCAUGAUUCAAUCUCUCCCAUGUUUCUUGUACACUCUCAGUGGUGCUGGUCAAAUGCUUCCAUGGGCUAUUAAGAAGCACGUUGCUUUGAAGAAGUUGUUCGACGGUAAGGACGGUAGAGAACUCUAUCCAAAGAACAGAAAGGUCCUCGUUCCAUUCAUUUUCUAAACUCUGUUAUUUCAAUAAAAUUAUUCUCAAAUUUUGUAA
This is a messenger RNA of Naegleria gruberi, 957 nucleotides long. Its product is annotated as 3-oxo-5-alpha-steroid 4-dehydrogenase family protein. Bases 7 to 918 code for a protein of 303 amino acids. The transcript has 2 exons. The record is from RefSeq and is a predicted model, not a curated record. Gene Ontology annotation, biological process: very long-chain fatty acid biosynthetic process. Gene Ontology annotation, molecular function: oxidoreductase activity, acting on the CH-CH group of donors. Lineage: Eukaryota; Heterolobosea; Eutetramitea; Acrasida; Naegleriidae.